Messenger RNA from Cydia splendana, 7107 nucleotides. RefSeq names its product microtubule-associated serine/threonine-protein kinase 3 (gene dop). The transcript is spliced from 37 exons. The coding region runs from base 230 to 5107 and encodes 1625 amino acids. Gene Ontology annotation, molecular function: magnesium ion binding; protein binding; protein serine/threonine kinase activity. The record is from RefSeq and is a predicted model, not a curated record. Lineage: Eukaryota; Metazoa; Arthropoda; Insecta; Lepidoptera; Tortricidae. Gene Ontology annotation, biological process: peptidyl-serine phosphorylation; intracellular signal transduction.
CCCUUCAAAAGUGUCACUUUUCGAUUGGUGAUACGAGAAGCCGUGUCGCGUUAUUUAUGAUGGCAUAAAACGCGAAUUAUAUUUGCAACUGUGUGCAAUAAAGCGAUAUUUAUUUCGCUUAUUUUAUGUUCGCAACUCUGAUGGUGCCGCUUAAACGUGUUGCGUGACCAUAUCGUUGUGAUAAAUGGCGAAAUUAGUGCAUUUGUGUGUGGUUGUGUUGUGAGUGCCAAUGGAUCGACGAUGUUCGCAAUCGGUCCGGACGCUUGUUUUCGACGAUUCAGACUCUGAUCCGCCUAAGCAUGGUCAGAAGAAGGAGCUGUCCUCGACCGCGGUGCCUUCAUCAUUGAACCAGAGCGCAGAAGAUGCGGGCAAAACGGCGCGCACCAACUUGGUGCGAAUGCGGCGGUCCGCGCUCGGGAAAUCCGCGCCGACUCUAUCCGUCCACGUGAAAGAGUCAUGCACGGUGUCCCGGCGACCGUCGCGGUUGCCGCCGCCGCCGCCGCACCACAGGCUCUCUCUUGUGGUCGGCUCAGGGCGCUGCAGCUCCCCAGGCACCGGGCCCCUCUCCCCGGCCGAGGGCCCGCGCUGGCCCCCGCACCCCCCGCACCCGCUGCACCACGCCCUGCUCUCGUCAAGCGUGAAGCGCGGCAAGGAGCUCGAUGGUCGCAGGUGGUCGGUGGCGUCGCUUCCGUCCUCGGGCUAUGGGACCACUCCGGGCAGCUCCAGUCUAUCUUCACAAUGCUCAUCUCAAGAACGGCUGCUCGCGGUUGCUGUGUGCGAGCCGCCGCGAGCGCCCUGUCCACACUGCCAUCAACACCAAAAUUCACUCAACAGUUCACAAGGCAGCGGCAUGAACAACUGGGCAUCAUUGUCCGACAGCGGCGGCGCUUAUACGGCUGCUCGUGCGCCCUCCCCACAGAGCCCGAAGAGGCGCGUACGGAGUCGCAGUCUCAGUUCUCCAUCUCGCUCACCCGGCGGCGCGGCGAGCGGGGGCGAGGGCGCCAAAGAUGACGCCGUCUCCGCCAUGUCGUCUCUGUUCGCCGCGCGUUUCCCUGCCGCACAACGGGCUAUGGACGACAAAUUAAGAUCACUAAUUGAAGAGUUGACAGAAUUGGACAAGAAACCGGACCGGCCGCCGAUAGAGAGAUUCGUUGCAAGACAGGUAUUGGAGAUGGCGAGGGACUGUCUACACAAGUCGGAAUCGAAACAGGUCACCAGCAGCUAUUUUUACGACAUGGCCGACAGUUUAGACAGAUUGCUCGCUGAGACUCGAGAAAAAUCAGCCGAAGCGGGCGCCCAAGUAGCGCCUCUAGUCACUCGGCUCAUCUUAGCGAUGGCUCGCCCCGCCCGCCUGCUGGAGUGUCUCGAGUUCGAUCCCGAGCGGUUCUACAGGCUACUAGAGGCGGCAGAGGGACACGCUAAACACAUGCAGGGCAUGACGUCGGACAUCCCGAAGUACAUAAUCCACAAGCUGGGUCUGUCCCGGGACCCCCUGGCGGAACUCCACGCGCCUCCCCCGCCGCCGCAGCCGCCACAGAACGCCUCUCCUUCCAAAUCGCGAGGUCGCCAGUCGCCGCCCGGAGGCCCCGGCGGCGCUCCGCCCUCCGAGAACGACUACCAAGUGAUAAAACUCAUCUCCAACGGGGCUUACGGCGCUGUCUACCUCGUCAAACACAAGCAGACUCGAACGAGGUAUGCGAUGAAGAAGAUUAGUAAAAACAACCUAAUACUUCGGAAUCAAGUGGAACAGGCGUUCGCGGAGAGGGACAUCCUUAGUUUUGCUGACAACCCUUUUGUGGUAACGAUGUACUGCUCCUUCGAAACUAAACGUCACCUCUGUCUCAUCCUCGAGUUCGUCGAAGGCGGGGACUGCGCCACCCUGCUCCGCGCCGGGCCUUUACCACCCGACAUGGCGAGACAUUACUUCGCUGAAGCUGUGCUUGCUGUAGAGUAUCUGCACUCUUAUGGCGUAGUACACAGGGACUUGAAGCCUGACAAUUUAUUGAUCACUGCCACCGGACAUAUAAAACUGACAGACUUUGGUCUCAGCAAGAUGGGUCUUAUGUCUUUGGCGACGAACCUGUAUGAAGAGUACGCAGACAGGGAAGCGCGUCAGUUUUCUGACAAGCAAGUUUGUGGGACCCCGGAGUAUAUCGCCCCUGAGGUCAUACUCAGACAGGGCUACGGUAAGCCAGUGGACUGGUGGUCAAUGGGCAUCAUUCUCUACGAGUUCCUAGUCGGCUGCGUGCCCUUCUUCGGAGACACGCCUGAAGAACUGUUUGCUCACACUGUUAAUGAUGACAUCGAGUGGCCAUCAGAAGAAGACUUCCCUAUAGCGGUGGAGGCGAGAGCCAUCAUCACAGAACUGCUCGCGCGGAACCCGAGGGACCGACUCGGAACCGGCGGCACUCAUCAAGUUAAGGAACAUGUGUACUUCUGCGGUCUGGACUGGAACAACCUUCUGCGGCGGAAAGCAGAGUUUAUUCCUCAACUGGAAAACGAUGAAGACACCAGUUAUUUCGACAGCCGCUGCGACCGCUACAACCACAGCGAAGCGGAUACAGACGAGGCAGCGGAAGCGACAGCGGAGGCGGGCGAGGAGGCGGGGCUAUUUGCUGCCUUUUCUUCAACCUCGCCACAAUGGCGAAGACACACUUCUGCGGUGUCACAUGACUCGAGGAGUACGGACAGUUGGCCGGGCACUCCCGACAGCGCCGGGCCGCCGAGCACACCCACUGCUCCUUUACAUCAUCACCCGAGGUGUCCGAUGAUAAUCCCCGGCGGGUCAGCGUCGACGGCGGAGUCCUCGCAGACGGACUCGGACGACGUGUCGCCCGCCGCGCGCCGCCGCCCCGCGCUGCGCCCGCACCCCGCGCAGCCCUCCCGAGCAUCUGACGCGCCGAAAAAAGAGGCAAAGAGUGUGGACAAGCCUGAUCGUCCGGAAAAAACGAAACCGAUGGCGCUCGUCGCACCGAAGGCGAUGCGUCGCUCCGCCUCCACCUCCGGACUCUCGCUGGUGAUACAUCCAGCGGAAGACACGGGCACCCACGGCGGCGCAGGUUCCCCCUGCGCGGGCAACACAUCAAGUACCAAUUCUUCUCGAGACUCCUCGCCGUGUCGAGACCCGCCUUCGCCGUUCGCACAUCAUAAUCACUCGCUGAUCCAAUCAUCCAAACCUCCGAUCGUGGUCCGGCGCGGCCCCCGCGGCUUCGGGUUCACGAUCCACACGGUGCGCGUGUACUACGGCGACACGGACUACUACACCAUGCACCACCUCGUGUCCGCCGUGAGCGAGCAGGGCGCCGCCUGGGCCGCGGGGCUCCGCGCCGGCGACCUCAUCACGCAGCUCAACGGCGAGUCCGUGCAGGGGCUGCUGCACACGCAGGUUCUCCGGUUACUGCUGGCGGCGCCGCACGCCACCCUGCGCGCCACGCCGCUUGACCAGACCACCAUACAGGCGGGAGGGAGACGACGAAUCGGUGGCGGUCGCCGUGCGUCGGCACCGCCGCGGCCGCGUCCGAGACGAAGAUGUUCGCUGUUCAGGAGGAUCUCUACUAAGAGGGCGUCGCAGGAAAUGCACCAGAUGGUGUCGGGGGUGGAGCUGGCGUCGCCGUCGGCGCCCUCGUCGCCCUGUGGUGAUAGUCCGCUGCACGCCGCCGCCACCACCACGCACUACCAACGGCCGUCUUCGCUCCACGGUCUGAAACACAAGCUGGUAGCGGGCGGGGCGGAGGUUCGCCGAGCGUCGCUACAACACAUGCCGCUGUCGCCUCUCGCACGGACGCCGUCGCCGUCGCCGCAGCCGCCGCCGCAGUCGCCCACCAGCCGGUGCGAGGCGCGCAGCCCGUCGCCGCUGGCGGCGCGCGAGUGCGGCCGCCGCGCCUGGGCGCGCCGCGACCCCGCCUCGCCUCUACUACGCCGAGCGCUCUCCCCUGACAGGCUGCACCCGCGCUCCGCCGAGUCCAAAUGCUCGAUCUCCCCGCUGUGCUGCGGCGGCGUCACCGCCGUGUCCGUGUCCGGGCCGGCGCGGCGCGGCGUGGUGUGGCGCGCGCCCGCGCCCGCCGCGCCGCCCACGCCGCCGCCGCAGGACAAGGAGGAGCCGCCGCUGCCCAGGAUAGCGGAGGAGAAGGACUCGCCCACGCACCACGCCAAGAUCGCGCCCAAUAGGACACCUGCCAAGCAGAUGACCCCGAGCAUCUUCACAUCCUCGCCGAAGACGAGCCUCGAGAAGACCUUCGACGCGUCCAACUCCUUUGCGUCGCUUUCACUGUCCGAUGAGUCCUUCGCACCUGACACUUCUGUCGACUUGGAUACUUCGAGAGAUACUACUAUUGACAACCUCCGUCUCGACGAAAGCCGUUCCAGCACGGACAACAUCUCAAUGCUCUCCGAGGAUAAAGAAAAGAAGAAGCCAGAAGACAAAAAGAAGACACCCCCACAAGAAACACCCGCAGACCAGCCUAAAGAUAAAACCAGAAAGAAAUCCGACUCCAGUCUCAAAGAAGAAGAUAAACCAAAGGAGAAAAGCAAAAAGGAGAAGCCAGAGUUAAAAAAGCAAGAGUCUAUAAAGAAACUGGAAUUAAAGGAAGAAGCUCCAAAAGACGAUAAAAGAGAGAAAGCUAUAGAAAGAACGGGGUCAGUGAAGAGAGUGGAAAGCAAACAGGAGAAAGCGGAAGCGAAGAAACAGGAGAAGUUGGAGAGGCAGGAGAAAGCGGAGAGGCAGGAGAAGGAGAUUAAGAAACAGGAGAAGAUUGAGAAGAGAACGGAGGGGAAGAAGGAAGUGCUGAAGAGACAGGAGUCUGUGGACACGAUGAAGUGCCCAGAGCCGACGGAGACGGAAUGCCGCUCCAAGAACAGCAUGGUCAGCAAACUUCUGGGCGUCAUGAGCCGCAAGGGAGCGCGGGACAGGGACGAAGAUGACCACAAGCCCAGCAGGAAGGCCGACAAGGCCAGCCGGAAAAAAGGCGGCAACACCCCCACCCAGCAGCAGCCACCAAGUAAACUGAGCGAAGCCGGGGGCUCCGCCGAAAAGGUCACCGAGAGCGCAGAAGACACCAAGAGAAAGGGCCGGGGCCGCGCUUCCAGCUCCUCCUCACAAGAGAAAUAAGGGGUGGAUAGACCUACUGGAUAUGAGUCGUGGUUACCACACAUAGACGCUUCUAUCGUACCAAGUAAUUUAGUUUAAACCAGCUUUGUUAGUAAAAAAAGGCGGUAAUUAGAAAAAUGUUGGCGCAAAGGAUCGAUGUCCCAUACAAAUUUUUAGUUUCGCGCCCUUUUCCACUGACAAAGUUGGCAUGCCAAAGUAUAGUAAGAGAGUCCGCUUAUACCCGUUACAUUCACGUGUACGGUAAACGUGACUGUAGUUGACUACGUUGUGGAAAGUUUCCAAAAAGUUCGAAAAGUUUCUAAUUAAGAAAUGGGAAGAUUCGUUCUUCAUACAAAUAUGUGAGAAUUUCGGAUCAACAAUUGUAUUUUUGGAAUUUUUCGGCACCUGCCUUUGUACAUUAGAAACAUCAAUAAAAUAAUUUAUAGAUGUUGAGGAAGGCGUAGUACAUAACUGAAUCUUGUGACUCGAUGAAUAAAUGGCGUCCAUGUGUGGCGACCGCGAUUCAUGACAUACGCUUCUUUAUGUAGAGUCUGGUAGGUAAUCUGUUGUAAGGCCGGAUAUAGACACCCUAGGCACUUGGUAUGGCACUUAGAAUUUAGGGGGGCCCCCCCUUCUCCAUCUUAAAACCAUUGCUAGGUUGCCUAGGUCCGGGCUCUACUGGACUAGGCGGAAAUCUGGCCCUGUCUGUGGUCACCUGACGCUUCAAACGAAUUUGAUUUAUUUAGUAUAGAACCGAGCGAUGUGAUUUAAUGCUAUUUUAAUGAGUGGAAGAACGUUAGACGUAAGGUACGAGAAAUGCAUAAGUCUUUAUUGUAGAAUGUUUGCCGACAGAUGGCGUUAUUCGGUGUCGUGUUGACGUACAGUUAAAAAUAUAAAAAUGUAACAAAAAAAAUCGCUGUAGCUUCCUUUAGACUGUGUAUAGCUUUAGAGACAUUUUAAGAUUUGUUCUCACGUUUUUAUUUGAGCCGCUUUUCCAGUAUUACAAAGUUGAGGCGUAAAAAAAACUUUAUUAGUAUUUUUAUUGAAAAGGGCAAGUUUUGAAUAAGGCAGGGACGCUUUCCACAUAGAUUUCCGUACAUUGACUCGCCUGUUCCUAUCUCAAUGGCACGUGCAUAAUUAUAUUGCUGUCCCGCUCAUGAUGCCGGUUGUCAAAGUCACUGUGUCACACAGCAAUAUAAUUAUCCGCGUGCAAUAGAGAUAACAACAGAAAGGUCAAUGUACGAAAAUCUAUGUGGAAACCGUCUCUGCUUUAGUCGUGGGGACGGUGGUUUGAAGUUAUGCUUGUUUGUUCCUAGUAGAAUAAUUUAACCUAACAAAAUAUGAGCUAAAUUGAUAAUAUCAACCUUAAAUCGUGGACCAUAAGAGCUAAAUUCACUCGUCCAUAGCCCCCAUUAACAAAAUCUUUUUUAAUCUCAUGUUAGCGUUUAGUUUUUGCAAGUACGUUUUCUUAGAUUAGUGAUUAUUGUGAUAUAUUUUUAAAUCGCUCUAGAAUUUUUGAACUUGCAAUAUUAUUAGUUAGUUAAGCAUGUCCGUACUUUUCUCGAACUAGUUUUUGUUUUGACGUGUUUUUCGUUUUUCUUUUUAUUUUAUUGUUUUUGUCGUGUUUAUUGUUUUGGUAUUUUACAAAAUCCGAUACACAUUAACUUUGCCUUGAAAGCUUCUUUUUGUAAAUAAGUUAACCGUGACUGACGGAGACAACUAACAACCUUUUUUUAUUUUAAUAAUUGCAACGAACAUCGAUAAAUAGUGCCAUAGAGUAGAACCUUCUUUUCACUAUUCUGUUGUCUUUUCUUUUAAAAUUACUUACGUAUUAUCUACCUUCAUUUCGAUAAAAUCUUUGAAAGAAGGUUCCAUAAUCGUCUUCCGAAUAUAGGUACUUGUUAUGUCAUCGAUAAAAUCUGGUGUUUCUACUUUCGUUGCCCUAAGUGCGCAUAGACAAUUUUAGUCUUUGGUAAUCGGAUAUUUCAGUCUAUUAUCCUUUCGUGUGCCGUGAUUGUUUU